Bactrocera dorsalis (oriental fruit fly) is the source of this 4260-nucleotide messenger RNA. RefSeq names its product myb-like protein AA (gene Tab2). The record is from RefSeq and is a predicted model, not a curated record. Gene Ontology annotation, molecular function: ubiquitin binding. The coding region runs from base 961 to 4032 and encodes 1023 amino acids. The transcript is spliced from 4 exons. NCBI's taxonomy places the organism in Eukaryota, Metazoa, Arthropoda, Insecta, Diptera, Tephritidae.
GAGUGUGAGCUAGCAUAUCGGCGCAACAUUGACUUUGGCAUCGACUAAGCAACAAACGUACCAAACAGAUUCAGUCAAAAUUCAGCAUUUAAAACGAACACACGUGAAAUACUUUUAGAAAAACGGUCGCGAAUAAGACGCACGCUGCUCAGUCGUGACCCCGAAGCAUAUAUUAGACAGCUAAUCAGUGUUAUUAAUUAGUAUAAAUAAGAAAAAAAAUACCGCUCGAAAUUAUUAUUAUUUUUUUUGCCAUAUAUUUGAGGCUUUCGAUUGCUUUGCGCCUGUCGCUAAGCACCUACAAUAAUAACAAUAAAAAUACGUUGCUCACUAUAUAUUUGUGCCAUCUGUCUGAAAAGCUGCAAUCAAAAGUGAAAAUUCAAAGUGCAAAGUGAUUAAUUGUACCUACUUACAUACGUACAUACAUAUAGCAGCUGCUUUACAGCGGCGCACGUUUAAGUGUGUGAUUUUAUUAUUUUAAUUGAAUUGUCGCAACUAAUUUGCUUGGGAAAAUUUAUGAAUAUUUAUACGCGUGCACGUACAUAUAUAUGUUUGUAUUUGCUGUUGUGUUUUUGUUGUUUUUCAUGAGAGAUUAAAUAAAAAAAAACUGCUAGUGACUUAAUAACUGUACGAAUCGGAAAACCCAUAUUGAUUGCGGUGCAGCUGCUCGUUGCGAAAAAGUGCCAAGUGCAGAAUUUUAUCGAACGAAUUUGAAACGAAUUCGAAAUUUAUUUUUUAAGUGUUGAAAAAGUAUAAAUAUAAAAACAUAUAGGCAAAGGCAUUAAAAAAAAUAAUUGCUAUAUUCAUACACUAAAAAAAAACAAGAAAAAAAUUUAUUAUAUACAGAGUUCACAAGAGUACAAAGAAAACAAAAACAAAAGUGAAAAUUUUGACACUAUUUGCUAGAGCCACUGGUAGAAUUAAAACAAAAAUGUGCGUGUUUACGGCAAAUGAUGGCCAAAAAUGGCGGCUAAACCACCGAAGCCGCCAGCUACUUUUCUGAAGCAAAGUAGUCACAACAACAACGAAGCCGACAACGAUAACAACGGCAACAGCAACAGCAACAACAGUAAUCCUAGUACCUCGGCUGCCACUGCAGCAGCAACACCCACCACGCCUACCUCCGCCGCGACACACGCGGCCAACGCUGAGACAUACAGCAAACUGGGCAUAAAGCGUUACAAUAGUCGCGAAAAUCUACUCAACAACAUCGCCAACGAUUACAACUACAACGAAAACGACACCGAAACGAAAGGCAAUAGUUUGGAAGGAGCAGUUGCUGCCGCCGCCGCCGCACGUCCCGCUUGCAAUUGCACGAACAUAAGUAUUAUGCAUCUCUUUCAUGAGAUGAAGCAAGAGUUUCCGACCAUACCCGAUCCGAUUGUAGCGCAGUGUGUCAACGAUAAUUGCCAUCAACGUGAGAAUUGCAUACAGAUGUUGCGAAAUGAGUUGGCACUAAAUCCGAUACCAGUGCAAACGUACCCAGCGAAAGUAUUGCAACAACAUCACAUCAACAAUCAGCAACACAGCAAUCUGCAGCAGCAGCAAAAGCAGUUGCAACAACGGCAAAAGAGUCCACAACAACCAGCACAGACACCGCACACACCGCCACAACCGCCGCAACGCCUGAAAAACGCGUCGCCGCAAAAACCCGCGACGCCUUUACGUCCCAUACGCGCUGCGCCUACACAGCCGCCGUCCGUAGCGACGCUGCAGCGCAUACGUGCUGAAAACAAAAAUAGUGCCGUUACACCUCAAGCCAAUUGUGAUAGUGUUGAGUCAGUGCAAAAUAGCAGCAAUUUAGCAAAAGAUGUUAAUUGUGUUCAAUUAUCGUGCAAUAAUCAGUGUAAUAAUAGCAACAACAAUAGUGCUGCCGGUGAUUCGCCCAAACAAGCGUGUGAUAUGCCCGUGACCGCAACCGCGAACGCGUCUGUUGAUUGCGCGCGCUCCGCCGACUUUAUAACGGCGCUCAAUCGCAUUGCCGCGAAUCAUCAGCCCUCGACGCCGCAAGUGCCGGCCACAGGUGCGCGUGCACGCCCCAAUACGCUCAACUUGCAAGCAUCGCAGCAGCAACUGCAGCGCCAGCAGUUGAACAAACAACUGCAACAGCAUUUGCAGCAGCGCAGCCAGUUGAAACAACAACAACAACAGCCAGCGAGUGGCGCAGCCGCCGAACCACCGCUACAGAAGCCGAUACGCAAAGCGCCGUUGCCGCCGAUCGCGCCAAAGCCAGUAUUUCACAAUAAUAUCAACUACAGCAACAGCAGCAGCAACAACAACAACAACAAUAAUAGCGGUGGAAAUUCACCACAAUGGCAGAGCGUCGGCAGCUGCUCGAGCGAAUCGGCUUUGACGAGUCCGUUAAGCUCGUGCGGCGAAAGCGAAGUAUCUGCCAAUGCGGGAUGUUCGCCAUCACAAGCUUUUGCGCUCAGCCAUAUCAAUAACAAUCGGCAAAAUAAUAAUAUUAACAACAAUAACAACGUUGUUGCUCCCACUUAUCAGCCACAGCAAACAUCACCGCUGCGUUCGCCUAUACGCCAUCGCUCAGUUAUCACCGUACAGCCAGAGCCGCCAUACGCGCGCGAUUUUCUACCGUCCGCAAAAAUUAGCACCGUCGCAAAUUCCAACGCCGGUGGUAGUGGUGGCAGUACGCCAACAAGUCAGAAAAGUUUCACCUCCGUCAAUUUGACAUUACGUCAACCGACCAACGCUGUACCACAAUCGACCAUAGACAUCUCUGCCGGUCCGGUGUUGAGCGGCAAUGGCAGUGGUCUGACCUAUUCCAGUACAUCGUAUAAUGCACGUCACGGUUUUCAGCAAAAUUUCCAUAUAACAGUCACGGAGGAAGGCGGUGUAUUUAAUGCAAGUCGCAUACGCCCACGUAAUAAUAGUGGUUACUACGCCGGUAUUGAGGGUGUAAAUACAGCGGAGGGCCCAACGGGCGGCACGGGCCAAACAACGACUACGUCACAACAGCAACAACAACAAACGCCUACGACAAUAUUGCUUUCGCCAACAGCGCAAACAGCACAAUUUGUUGCGCCGCCAGCGCCACUAACAACGGCAAGCAGUGAGGACAUGUGUCUGCCAUUGGAGAAUAGUGCUUUCAUCGAGACCAUAAAGCGUCAGAAGGCGCGGCGUGACAAGUUGGCCUCGGCACUGCGGGAGAACAAAAAUAAGCUUGGCAAUGUCGAGGAAGAGGUCAAAAUGCUAACCGAACCCUUGAAUCCCGGCGAAUCUGAGAGACUGGAUUAUGAAAUAGAAAGAUUACGCACUGACUGUCAACAAACAUUGAAUGAAAUCGAAAAUAUCAGACGUUACGGUCAGCUAAGCGAAGACGAGCGACUGAAACAACAACAGCAGCAACAGCAACAACAACAAGCAUUCCCACGGUGGCAACGGCCACCACGACCGCCACCACCACAACAACAACCGCAAAGUCCCUACCAACAAUACCAGCCAACUGAAGUAGAUUUCCAACAGCAACAAUACAACACACCUGGCAGUGUCGGUAGCACUGCUGGCAUUGUUGGUGUUAUUGGUAGUGGACAUAGUAGCGCUGUAGGCACACCCAACUCACCACGCUUGCAGCAAACGCCACCAACGCAACGCGUAAAUUAUGUCGGCCAAUCGCCACCAUAUCAGCUGCCAUCUACGGACGAGGAGGACUACUCCGAUUCGAAUACGGAUGGCGGUGACGACUAUGAACCGCUCGAACGCUGGCCCUGCUCCAUGUGUACAUUCCUCAAUCAUCCACAGCUGAACAUAUGCGAGGCGUGCGAAUGUGUGCGCAUUAUACCCGGUACGAUACGCAUUGUGCCCACAGCUGGUGGCAGCGGCAACGCAGCAGCAGCAGCCGCAGUCAUGCCACAGUCGCUGCCUGCAGCAACGACAGCCGGUGGCGCAUCGGCGACUGCAGCUGCUGCGGCGGCGGCCUUGACCGCUGCGACUCCAACUGCAAUAGCGCAUGGCGCGAGCACCGCAUCAGCGGGCAAUUCGCCAACUUCGGCUGCACGCACCGUAGCUGCGGAAUAACACUGAAUGGCUUGCAUGGCGUUUUUAUUAUUAUUAAAUGUCUCUUUUUUUAAUUAAUGUUAUGUGUUGCGUACUUUUUAUGAACACAAUGCUAAAUUAUUACUUAGCCACUAAGUUUGUAUGUAUUUACAUAUAUAUAUUUUAUGCUAAUCUAUAAACCAAAUGCAUUAGUUACUUGUUUACUUGUAUAUAAGGCCGUUACAAUUAAGCACAGUUUUAUGCGUUUAA